CAUAUGUUGGAAGAAAGUAGCAAAUAAGUGAAACAUCUUUCUUCUGUACUUACAGACCUUCCCAGAGCUAGCCCAAGUGUUAACACAGCUAGGAACUCCAUCUUCUUCCCCUCCCCAUUUUCUGCCUUUGAGCCCCACCCAAUCCUUCUGGUUCCAUUCACCACCUAUAAACUCCACUACACCUUCUAUUUGGUGGCAAAGCUUCCUCUCUCUCUCUCUCUCUCCCGCUUAUCUGCCCAAUAGUCCAACUUCCAUUUCAGUUCUAGAGAGUGGAGAAUAAUGGAUGUGUGGGCCAGAGAGCUGUUUGCAGAGGUGGGGCUUUCAGGUUGUUUACAGUUCAGUUCCUAGAUCAAAAGGAAGAGAUAGUAUAACUAGUAUGAGGUAGCCAGGAGAAGUGACAAUGUCCAACAGUAACUCAUCUUGAGCUCUGGAGAUGAGAAAUAACCCUUCUCCCCAGGCUUAGCAAUUCUUCCGUCCAUUUCUUCAUGCUUCCAAGGGCAGCACAGUGCCUCCCCUAGCGUAAAGUGGGAGUCCAGAGUAGGCACUAGCUGAUAAGGAAGCAACAGUCUAUACUACAUUCUUAUCCCAGAUUUGAACACUUCCUGUGAGCCAGAAAAACCAUGUGGAAAGCAGAGAAGCUAUAGCCAUACAGGAUUUCCUCUUUCUGUUCUCUUAACUGCAUGUGCAUGUGGUUAUUUCAAAAUAUAGGCUUUUUCAGGGUGGAGGAAAACGCUAUUCUUUAAUGUGACAGUGUGUGAUGCUAAAUUAUAUACGUCUCUGAAAAGUUAUUGGUUUGUGUUUUGUCUUGUUCUAAUGAUCUGUGCUAUCGAUUGCACUUCUUUUUACAUUUUGUUUUCUAUCAGGAGAUUCAAGGUCUAGAGGGAUAUAAGCCAUCCUUUAGAUGGAGUGCUUCAGUAACAAUGUGUUUUGGUGAAAACCACAGUUCUGUGAAAUGCAGAUUGCUAAAAUAGUUUUAAUUAUUGUUACAAGUCUAUGAACUGUAAUACUCUUUUGUGCUGUAUAGCUGGAGAGAUCAAUCUCCUAGAUAGUGAUCUGAGUGCUGAAACUAAAGUCAAACACACUUGGACUCCUGGUGCCCUGAUGUAUUAUGGAAGAGCGGAGCUGCAGGCAUCUGAUCACAGGCCCGUGUUAGCUAUUGUAGAAGUGGAAGUCCAGGAAGUUGAUGUAGCUGCCCGCGAGAGCGUUUUCCAGGAAGUGUCAUCCUUCCAGGGACCAUUGGAUGCCACUGUAAUGGUAAAUCUCCAGUCACCAACCCCUGAAGAGACAAACGAAUUUCCCGAGGACUUGCGGACUGAGCUUAUGCAAAUAUUUGAGAAUUAUGGCACCAUUGUUCUUGUCAGGAUCAAUCGAGGUCAGAUGAUGGUAACAUUUGCAGACAGCAGGUCAGCUCUCAGUGUUCUGGAUAUGGAUCGUAUCAAGGUCAAGGGCAGAGCAGUGAAUAUCCGGCCUAAGACGAAGGAUUGGCUAAAGGGCUUUCAGGAGGAAAUUGCUCGAAAACGAGAGAGCAUUGCACCCAUGUCACCCACAGCGAACUCCUGUCUGUUGGAGGAAAACUUUGAUUUUUCAAGUUUGGACUAUGAAUCAGAAGGUGAUAUACUAGAUGAUGAGGAAGAUUAUUUGGAUGACAUGCUGCCUCAGCACCCAGGAGCAGAGAUGACAGAAGGUUUACCUGAGGGUCCUGAAUAUUUUACGGUUGUACCCACAGUAACUUCAAGCAAAUCUCCACUGCUUACUGCAAGAAAGCCACAUCCAUAUAAAGAUGAUGCUGACCUAGCUGAAUUAAAGCAGGAGCUGGAAGUAGGUGGGGGGCUUCGCCAUCGGUCUCCAAGCAGAUCUCUGUCUGUUCCUGACAGGCCUCGCCCGACUCAGCCACCCCAGAGACCUCCCCCUCCAGCUGGAAUAUCUGUCAAAAAAUCUCCAUCCGCUGGUUCCCUCUCCUCAGGUGGCCACACCCUGUGCUCCAUCCUGCAGACGGCAAAGCUUCUCCCAGGGGCGCCUCAGCAACCACCUAAAGCCAGGACUGGAAUAAGUAAGCCUUAUAACGUCAAGCAGAUCAAAACCACCACAGCUCAGGAAGCGGAGGAAGCUAUUAGAUGUCUGAUGGAAGCAAAAGGAGGAACACAAGAGGAUGCUCUGAAGCCUGCUCCAGUAAGAACCCAAACAUUCACUCAGCCUGACUCCCUUCCCAGCAUCACAAAGUCAGCAUCAUUUCAGGGGUCACAACCAGGACCAAUGCUCGUGCCCCAUCGUCCUCCACCCAAAGUUCCGACCGUAAAGAAGCCAGUGCCCCUGCAAAGAACUGGAGUCAAAUCAGAAAAUUCUGUGUGUCCGGAAGAGCAGCUUGACCAGCAGCCUGUCCGCUUUCACAUUGGACUGUCCGAGUCCUGCCCUGAAACCAGAGCCGUUACCAGUCCCACCAGGAUCACCCCCAUUCCUAAGCCAAGAACGACGAUGCCUGGGAAAGCACCCGAGAGAAGCAGCAGCAGCAGCAACAGGCAGCCUCCCAGCCCAGGCACUUCAGAGGAAAGUGCGCUGCCUCUGCAGAACUCCUUUGCCCCAAAGGUUCCACCACGAAGGAAGAAGUCUGCUCCUGCUGCCCUUCACCAGCAGGUGCUUCAGAGCAGUAACAGUCUGCUUCUUAGUGGCUUAACAUUCAAUUCCAACAACAACAAUAGUCCUUCUGAGUACCACCCUCCAAUACAGGACUCUGACAUCCUCCCCGUUUCUCACAGAGACUCCGAUCUUUCAGCUCCCACACCCACUGCCAGCCCAGACAGCAGUGGCACUAAGCACUUGACACCAACUGCUGUGGACUUUAUUGUUGACCUUCAAGGCCCUCCUGCCCCAGACAUCCAGCAGCCACAGCUGUUAGACACCAAUUCACUAACAGAGAGCGCCAAUCUCUUGGACCUGGACACAGAUGUUUCUUUUCCUUUUUCCAUACCAGCAACAACUAACCCAACACACACUCUGAGAUAUUUGAAACUCCCCACCCCAAAAGAUUUCAGUCACUGGGUUACAUUUAGUGAUGAUGAAGACAAUGGUACGUUAUCAGAUGGAGUCAGCAAACUGCUGGUCUUAGAGCAAAACAAAAAUACCUGGAUGGACACAAAUGCUAACUUGGAGUUAUGAGAUUUUUUUUUUUUUCUCUACAGCAAUCUAAUUCUGAUACAAGAUAAAAAUCUGCUUUGAAUACAGAGUUGUACUAAGUGGGGCAAGGCCACAUUUUAUUUUUGGGUUUAAAAAAAUACUAGUAUGAUCGGGGGGGGGGGGAGGAAUACAAGACAUCAGGCAAAACUGUACUACUUGCAAAAAAAAUCUUUAGUCUAAAUUAUUUCCCUUUUUCUAAUGCAACUGAAAAGUAAAGUGACAGUUCCGGUACAGAGUAUUUUUUUUAAACGUAUGUAAUGAUGUAUGAAGACAAUAAGAAAAAAGUUUAUAGGUAUAAUUUAUAUUUCAAAUAAUUUCUAACACUUAAAAUAAAGACUUGUCACAUGGUAAAAUUUACCCGCAGAACUACCGCAGUAUAAUUCUACUACUACACUAAUGCGGAGGGAAUAGUGUCCCCAGGAGGAAUUAUCCUGGAAUAACUUUAGCAGUAUAAUUACACCACUAAAAUUCUGAUGGUAAAUAUGCUGUAGACAAGUCCUGUGCUGCAUCUCUUUCAUGUGAUCUACAACUAGCUGCAGGUUCUGUAACCUCCUGGUACAAACCUGCUGGCUAAAUUCCUCAAUUCUUCGCCAUUAUUGUUAAGUAAGAAGGGUGGAGAGAUGUUGGGUGGAGGAUGUUAUGGAUUAGGUGCUCUCUAUUUUGAGGAACAUGCUUGUUUUUAAUCUCAACCAUGCAAAUACACACAGAUAUGAUGGGCUCUUUAUCAGCGUGUGUGAUACUAACAAUGAUACACUUAUGAAAAUUAUUCUAGCAGCUCAUGUUUUCUUUCAGUGCAUCCUCUCCUCUACGUUCAGAUUUAACUGGUUCUGUUCUGUUCAGUGCAACCUAAUGCUAAACGACUUGCUAUCCAGUUAAAAGGCACAUGGACAAUGACUGUCUGUAACUUUGGAAGGGACCAUGCAGGCAACCUGCUAGUAAACAUUCCAAUUGUCUGCGUACUGUAUGUAUAGUCACUGAUGGACGCCUGUAGAAGUACACUAGAUGUUUGACCACUACUCCUACCUUUGCUCCCCUCUGUUUCUUUGCAAGGAAAUAACAUGUUCGUGGUUAGCUACUAAUGCAAUAAUAAAUGAUGAGCAAAGGGCUGUCUGUAUGUUUACAUGAGUGCUACACUAGCCGGCCAUAUUCAGCAUGAGCAAGAGUAGCAGAAGCGAGCCCUAGCAUGGAAAGGUGGUUUACUAAUUUCUACCCACUGAUGGUAAAGAUGUGUGCUGGCCCCUGGAGAGCGUACAGGUGCACCUUCCUUAUUCACCUGUGCUGAACAGGUGUAAGGCAAUUAAAGCACUAUCCGCCAUUUGGAAAUGAACCUUUAGCACCUACAUCGGGGACAGCAAAUCUGAGAAACUGUGUGACAGCACCACUUGUCAAGAAUUAUAUUCCAUUAAGAAAAUGGUAAAGGGAGACGGUUAACCUUUUAUUUAAGGGAGCUACUCAAGGGGAAGUGAGAGGAAACCAGAAAAUAAGGCUAGGAGCAAACUUGGAAGUGGAAUGCUUUAUGCAGAUUUGUCUCCCCAGAUACUGUCAGAUCACUGAAGCAAUGAAUAGAAUUAAAGGACAUUGAGAUUUCAGUGGGAGGGGGAAGAUGGGGGUAGCAAAAAUACCCUUUAAGAAAACACUAUUACUUAUGUGCAACUGUUUUGUAAAAGACAGGCUGUAAAACUAACUAAUUCCAAGAGCAUGAAAGAGUUUUGUCAAACUGACUCAGAAUUCACCGUGGUCCUCUGCUUGUUAGGGUCAACUCUGUAGGAAAAUACUGAUAUGACAGUGAUGGGUGCUGUGUAACAGCACAGACCAGUAUCAGUGGGUUGCAGCUACACCAACAGUGCAUCUGAGAUUAGGGUAACUAAAAUGCACUCAGCUUUAGCUUAUUCUAUACAAGUCUUUGCAAACACUUGGAGGGUUUAAUGCUAUAGCCAACCUUAUUUUUCUGUAAUCACAAUGGAAGCGUUAGAAAAGUCAAACCCCAGAAGAGCUAGAUAGGGAAUAACAACAUAUCAUGAUCCAUGUUUCAGAAAUAAUAGUCUGGGGAAAGCAUCUUGAACAGGGACCUUCCCUAGCUACUCUUCAAACAAAUACAGAUACUCUCCUGCAACUGCUACUUUACUUUCCUCCUCAUAUUUACCUAGCACUCUCGCAGGCAUCAUAAGCUACAGGACCAAUGUUUCUAGUGGAACUAUAGUGCAGUUAACAUGCAAUUCUCACAAAAUGCUACAGCUGCUGUCAAGUUAGAACAGGCCAUCAUAGCAAAGUCACCUCUGCAUUUGCCAACCACUAUGGCAUUUAUGCUUUUCAAAUGCCCAAGAUUUAGCUAAAGGGAAGAUAGUCUGGAUUUCAAAUGAGGCCUUUUUGUGUGCGCUAGCUACACAUUACCUGUGGUAAAUUUGUGAAGCAUUUACAUU
Messenger RNA from Chelonoidis abingdonii (Abingdon island giant tortoise), 5591 nucleotides. The record is from RefSeq and is a predicted model, not a curated record. Lineage: Eukaryota; Metazoa; Chordata; Testudines; Testudinidae.